UAAGAAAGAGCUAGAAUCAACCGUCAUUGAUUUAUUCAAGAAAGUUUUUUUUCCUUGUUCUUCGUCAACAAUAGUAAUCACUUGAUAAGAAUCAGAGAUUAAGGGAAGGUUGUGCAAAAUUUACGGCGCAGCAAACAAAACGCGCGCUGAUGCAGACUGAUCUAGCCCCACCCACUUUUUGGUAUUCGCUCGGUUGUUUCUUCGGACAAGAUGUCUCUUGUCGUGCAUGUGUUCUUAGCCUUGCUGGCUAGCUACAUAUGCAGCAGUGCACGAGACUUUCCAGACGAGAGCAACAUCCAACUUUGGACUUGCGAUGGCUCAGACGGACAAAAGUGGGAGUUGAUGAAUGAUACAACUAUUCGUCUUGUCAGUGAUAUGAAGUGUGUCGAUAUUUCAAACUAUGGAACAACAGAUGGCUCCAAUAUCUGGUUGUUUACCUGUCACACCAGUGACAAGACCCCAAGUCACCAGAACCAAGAGUGGUCAUUCAAUUCCAACGGCACCAUUACCAGUGUGAUGUCUGGGCUAUGUAUUGGCACUAGUGAUGGGACUGGUUCAAAUGUAGAAUUGCAGACUUGCACUGGCCCAAAAGUGGACAUUCUCAAUAGGACCUGGGAACGAGGCUGUAAUCCACCUGAGAAGGAACUGAAGAAUACAAUAAGAGUUGGACAAUUGUGCAUGGAUGUUGGGUCUAAGGCGUCAUGCCAGGAGACUCCAUGGAACACAUACCCCUAUUGCAACCCAAACCUGGAUCCAGAUUCGAGGGCAAAAGACCUCGUGAGCAGAAUGAAUACCAUUGAAAAGAUAACCCAGAUGCUCAGUGACAAAGAUGGAGUACCCAGGUUGGGUGUUCCUCCUUUUGGCCAUACAGAGUGUACUCAUGGGACUCUCAAUGAUGGAACACUUCUCACCACUCUCUUCCCGCAAGCUCUCUCGUUUGCUCGGAGUUUUGAUCGAAACCUGGUUCACUCAAUAGCAAGAGCGAUCUCGGAUGAGGUGCGGGCCAAGCACAACACCGCUAAUGCAGAGAACAAGUAUGACUAUCCUUAUGGGCUUAUCUGCUGGGCUCCUGUACUUAAUGUCUGCAGAGAUCUUCCGUUGCUUAUUCGCAUCUCACACACCAUGUACUGUAACAACACAUUCCUUGGGCGUAAUACUAAAUUUCUGACAAAAACCAUCUCUCUCUUCCAAGCUCGUUGGGGACGAUGUCAGGAGGGCUAUGGAGAAGAUCCAUAUCUCCAGGCAGAGUGUGCUAAACAGUACGUGCAAGGUCUACAGUAUGGACCUGACAAAAAGCAUAUUGAGGCCAUUGCUACGUGCAAACACUUUGAUGUUCAUACAGGACCUGAGAAUAUUCCAGUGAGCCGUUUCAGUUUUGAUGCAAUUGUUAGCUACCGAGACUGGAUUGAGACGUUUCAGCCAGCAUUCAAAGCCUGCGGAGCAGCUGGGGCCAUGUCCUACAUGUGCAGCUACAAUUCAAUCAAUGGUGUCCCAGCCUGUGCCAAUCGUGAGCUACUGGGAGAUUUGUUGAGAGGAGAAUGGAAUUUCACUGGCUUUGUUGUGUCAGACUGUGGUGCUAUUGGAAAUGUAUUUUCACAGCACAAAUUUGCUAAUAGUGCUGAGGAGGCCUCGGAGUUUUGUGUUAAGGCUGGCUGUGACUGGAACUGUGGUGAGAAAUGGUACUGGCGGUAACACCCAAGAAUACUAUAUUUUUUCCUCAACACAUAAUGAAUGCCAUCUGGAAUCUAGGAAUUACAUAUGCCAAUCUGCCAGAUGUGCUAAAUGCUGGACUAGUUACAGAAGAGAUGAUUGAUACAUCUGUUGUGCGACUAAUGAAGGGAUUUAUCUCAUUAGGGGUCCUAGAUCCCCCUGAUUCGGUCCCAUAUAACAGGUAGCACUUGCUAUAGGGAAGUUGUUGACGUCACUUUUGAUUCUGCAGUCUGAAUAUGUCUGGUAAAGGAUCAUGAGAAACUCAAUAAAAUUGCUGGUAAUCUUAGUUUCUGUGGGUGAUUACAUUUAUUUGGGAUCCAAAUUCACAGCACAAGAAUCAAUGGUACUGCUGAGAAAUGAUGGGACCUUACCAAUCAAUUUUGGUGCAUUCAAGAGUGUGGCAUUGAUUGGUCCCUGUGCUGAUGAUCCAGACUGUAACACAGGUUUAACACCUAUAGUUUAAUGUUUUGAGGUGUGUAGCUACAAUUAUAUCAAACCACUAAUUGUUUUAUGCUAGGUGACUAUAAUCCUCAGCCAGCAUACAUAGUUACACCCCGUGCUGCUUUUCUGAACAGAUCUGGACUAACAGUGAAUUAUGCCAGUGGAUGUGCUGAUGUGAAAUGCACCAGCAGCGCAGGAUUUGCCUCUGCAGUAACUACAGCAAGGAGUUCAGACUUUGUGGUGUAUGUUGGAGGCAUCAGUCACACCAUUGAGGGAGAAGGCCAUGACAGAGCAAAUAUAUUUCUCCCUGGACUCCAGAGCGACCUUAUCACAAUGUUGGUACAGGUAGGAAAGCCAGUGGUUGUGGUAUUGACUCAUGGGGCUCCAGUGGUGUCUCCAGUCUAUGCUAGUGUGAAUGCAGUGCUGAGUGCUGGUUAUGCUGGACAAGAGGCUGGUAAUGCUGUGUAUGCUGUUCUGACUGGGCUGUACAACCCAGCAGGACAUACAGUAGUCACCUGGUACACUAACGGCUCCCAGUUACCCGCAAUGACAAACUACAGCAUGGUCAACAGAACCUAUCGCUACAUGACAGCCACUCCCCUCUACAAGUUUGGCUAUGGUCUCUCUUACACAAAAUUCAACUACUCUCAUUUUCAACUGAGUCCUCAAACAGACAUAAAACCAUGUGAUUCAGUGGAGAUGAAGGUGACCGUGACUAACAUAGGCAGCGUGGUGGGCAGUGAAGUUGUCCAGUUUUAUGCCACUCUUACAAAUUCACCUGUCACUACAGCUCACAUCAAACUAGUUGGUUUUAAUAGAGUGGAAAACCUUAGUCAAGGAGCACAUGCAGUUGUCACAGUCUCCAUGGACCCUUCUCAGAUGACAGUGAUUUAUGACUUUGGAAAUGUUCCUAUGAUUGUGCCAGGAGAAUACCAAGUCUAUGCUGGUGGAAGUCAGCCAAACGAUCACAAUUCUCCAUCAAAUGUGCUUAGUCUUAGCUUUACCAUUACUGGAGAUCCUAUUCCCUUGUCUAACUGCACCUCAAAUUAAAACAUGAUAGAUCUGCAUGUUCGUAGUGCAUUGCCUGUUGUGUCUGAGAAAAUAGCUUCCCUCCUGUAUCACUUAUAUUUUAAAACAGAGA
Molecule: messenger RNA, 3292 nt
Organism: Geodia barretti
Lineage: Eukaryota; Metazoa; Porifera; Demospongiae; Tetractinellida; Geodiidae
Source: the annotation of a GenBank genome assembly